Messenger RNA from Drosophila arizonae, 1863 nucleotides. RefSeq lists its product as uncharacterized. Lineage: Eukaryota; Metazoa; Arthropoda; Insecta; Diptera; Drosophilidae. The record is from RefSeq and is a predicted model, not a curated record.
ACCAAGAAUAUCAAAUAAAAUAACCAGAGUCCAAUCCCAAAAGAUGGCAACGAUGUUUCUAAACACGUUCUUACUCUUCCAUAUCCUCUUUUAUGCUUUUUGUUCUGCCAAUGACGCAUCGAGUAAUGUUGCAAUAGAGAGGAAUGAUUCUGUGAAAGCGUCAUCAAAUGACUCGGCCUUAAGCAAGCCUUCCGUAUUGGAAUUGUUGACCGGUGAGAAGGUUGUAGAUAUAGAGCAACUAUAUAAGAAAAGAGAUCGGCAUAGCGAUAAUGACAAUGAACUGUUAGAACUUCUACAGCAAGGAGAUUGCGUAGAAUUUUUAAGUGCAGUUUUUCCGAAAGGUACAUCAGAUCCAAAUGAUGUUUUGAAUCAAUUGAAAAGAGCAAAGCGACUAAAAGGGAGAUUCUUGAAAUCGCAGGAAAAACAAAGUGAAGCACAGUUGCUAAAGAAAAGCCUAUCUGUACUAUCUAAAUAUCUCAAGGCUCAUUCACAACAGAGUCCACACUCUUUGAAUAAGCAACAGGAAAAUAAUUUCAAAACUGUCCGAGAUGGUAUACAUCAACUAUAUAAUACCAUCGAAGCUAGUUCUCAACAGAGUGAGCCAAAUCCAAACGGGGAGCUUCAGGAAAAUUUAUUGACGUCCUUACAAGGACAAUUAACACAAGAUGCAUUUAAAAACUUCACAGCUGAACCAAAUUUAACAUCAAUUAUAAAACAAAGUCUAUCUCAACUAUAUGGAUCAGGCGGAGCUAAUUCUAGCAAUGAUUUGAGUCUCUGGAACAUCGAGCAGAAACCGGACUUGAAAAGUGUCCUAGAAUUGGUAUCUAAAUUAUAUGAAAAUCACAAAGAGAAUUCUAGACAGAACGAUAGGCUGCCAGACCAAGAAAGACGUUUUCUAGCUCUAGCGCUAACUCGCUUAAAAUUAUAUCUCAAUUCGUAUACUCGAAAGUAUUAUUAUUUGUUGACCAGACGGGAGAGAGCCAACUUAAGCAAACUUCGAAAAGAAGUAGCUUCGGUAAAUGUACGUUUCAAGCGACUACCUGAACAUCCACACGAAUUGAAUGCAGCCCCGGUUAUAUUACCUUUUGCUAUUGUAAGUCCCGUGUUAUUACCCAUAUAUUUGGGGCAACAAGUAACAGAAGAGCCGAAAGUUGUAACAACUGAAGCCGCAUUAACAACAGAAACAACAGAGGAAUCAUUAUCAUUGCCAGAAGUGCCAGAUUUCUCAACAGAAGCACCCAGCCUGCCAGAAUCAACAACAGAAGAUGCAGCACUGACAACGGUAACAAAUUUAUUCGAUGUGCUAACUGAAGAACCACCAAAAGUUACUGAAACCCCAAUAGAAAUUAUGGAAGUCUCAACUGAAAAACCAAAAGAAAUGAUUGAAGUCUUAACUGAAAAGCCAAUAGAAAUUAUUGAAGUCACAACUGAAAAGCCAAUAGAAAUUAUUGAAGUCUCAACUGAAAAACCACCAGAGCUUUUAUUAUUCCCAACGGAGGGAGCAUCAGAACCAACAAUUGUAAUAGAUGCAAAUGGUAAUAAUCAGGCGACAGGAGGAGGAGGUGGAGGUGGAGGUGGAGGUCAAUUUGGUGGUAACAUUAUCCAAUCAGGUGGUUUCGAAUUUCCAGUUUAUCAGGAGCGUCCCUUACCAUUGUCUGUUCUACAACAGUUAACAUUAUUGGGAUAUGGCCAACUAUACGAAAAAUAUUUUUAUACAAAGCCCCUCUUAUUGAGUUCUUCCAGUCAUCAUUCAAUCAGGUAUCCUGCAUUCCUUAAUGAGGAGUGAGUCUUGAGAGUCUAAGCUCUAUACGACUAUCGACAAUUACUAACAUUGUUUCAAUAAAUCUGAAUACAAAAUAAAAA